GAUUCAAUUGCUUACCCGUAUCGAGAACGCGUUUUUGUGGUGAGGAUUAAGACACGUGUCAACAUAUGAGACAUUGACUAGUCUCGCAUUAUCCAGAGAAGGUUUAUAAAUACCCUCGACCCCGUUGUCGAAUAGAACUUUAAAUCUGAAAGAGAAAAAGAGAGAGAGAGAGAGACAGUAGAACGAACGCGAAGAAGAUAUACAAACUACAAAUCGAACAACAGCAACAAAAAAAAGGAAAAGUGAUUGUUGACCAUUGAAGAAGAGAUUCGACUCGAACUUUGAAGUUAUCAAUUCCAAUAAAUUAUUUGAUUUACGUCUGAAAAGAAGAAGAAGAAGAAGAUGGCAGUUUAUGACCAAACAGGAACCCAUACAGUAUCGAUAUCAAGGAAGAGGAAGUCAAGAGCUAGAGCAGACGGUACAACGGUAGCUGAUAGACUUAAGAAGUGGAAAGAGUACAACGACUCUGUUAACGCUUCCUCUAUAAAACAAGGAGAGAAACCGAAACGUAAACCUCCUGCUAAAGGGUCUAAGAAAGGCUGUAUGAAAGGCAAAGGUGGACCGGAGAACUCUCACUCUAGCUUCAGAGGAGUUAGACAAAGAGUUUGGGGUAAAUGGGUUGCUGAGAUCCGUGAGCCUAAUAAAGUAAGCAGGCUUUGGCUCGGCACUUUCCCUACGGCCGAAGAAGCUGCUUCUGCUUAUGAUGAAGCUGCUAUGGCUAUGUACGGUCCUUUAGCUAGGCUUAACUUUCCUCAGCAGUGUGUUGGCUCUGAGUCUCUUACUAGUACGUCAAGUCAGAGUGAGGUGUGUAGGGAUGAGGAUAAGGCGGUUCUUGGUGUGGAGCAAGAGGAUGUUGAUUGUAAAACUAGACCAGUUAGUGAGAUUAAAGAUGUCAAGGAAGUAUGUGGUGAUCAUGCGUAUACAAGGCUGAAUGAGUUUGAUGAGGAGUAUUGGAGCAGACUGUCGAACGGGUUAGAGAAGCCGAAGGAGGAAGAAGUGAUACGGCCGCGGCAGGAGUUAGAUAUGCUUACUGUUGCGGAUUAUGGUUGGCCUGGUGAUAUGCAAAACGAGCAGGGUUUUUGGGAUGCGGAUGAUUCUUUUGAUAUUGAUGAACUCCUUCGUGAUAUUGAUGUAGGCCUGUUAACCGGUCAUGAUCCGUCCCAAAACCAAAGCCAGGUAGUACACCCUGGUGGAUAUGAUUCACAUCCUCUUCCGAUAGAGCCACAAGACAAUAAUCAUGAGUUAUUCAACUUGAGUUCUCUGGAUGGAUCUUUGACAAAGUUCUGAAGUCAUGAAGUGGUCUGCAAGCAAUAGAGUAUUUGAUCAUAUAGUAGCAACAAUAAAUUGGGUGUUAGUUAUUUGAUUUCACAGUUAAAAGUAUCAAUGUUAAAGAAACCUCUAUGGUUUUACAGAGGACUAUCAACUACAAGGAUUAUUUGGAUUUAGACUAACGAAUUACUAAUUUAUUUUUAAAUAUA
This is a messenger RNA of Brassica napus (rape), 1478 nucleotides long. RefSeq names its product dehydration-responsive element-binding protein 2B. Gene Ontology annotation, molecular function: DNA-binding transcription factor activity; transcription cis-regulatory region binding. Gene Ontology annotation, cellular component: nucleus. Gene Ontology annotation, biological process: positive regulation of DNA-templated transcription; response to stress. Lineage: Eukaryota; Viridiplantae; Streptophyta; Magnoliopsida; Brassicales; Brassicaceae. Bases 343 to 1287 code for a protein of 314 amino acids. The record is from RefSeq and is a predicted model, not a curated record. The transcript has 2 exons.